Grosmannia clavigera kw1407 is the source of this 315-nucleotide messenger RNA. RefSeq lists its product as uncharacterized. NCBI's taxonomy places the organism in Eukaryota, Fungi, Ascomycota, Sordariomycetes, Ophiostomatales, Ophiostomataceae. The coding region runs from base 1 to 315 and encodes 104 amino acids. The transcript is spliced from 2 exons. The record is from RefSeq and is a predicted model, not a curated record.
AUGAAGGCCACGCCGCGCCGCGCUCGUUUCUCUACCGGCCUUGGCUCAACAGUAGACAGCCUUUUCACCGAGUACUCGGCUGCGAACCCAAUCAGUGAUACACCCUUUGUAGCCCCAGAGACGGCUGCUGAGCGAGAUCGGGUAUGGUCGGCUUGGACGGACACUGUGCUAAAUACAGUGCUCAGGUUCUGCCGUUACCGCUCCGACGUGGACCCUUUGCAGUACUGGGUAGAUUUUGUUGGCGACCCAGCCAGUCCUGUGCUUCAGACUCCAGCUCAAGUAUUCCUACACGUAUAUGUUACAGAGUCUCAUUAG